Amphibalanus amphitrite is the source of this 2748-nucleotide messenger RNA. RefSeq names its product beta-glucuronidase-like. The record is from RefSeq and is a predicted model, not a curated record. Bases 438 to 2507 code for a protein of 689 amino acids. The transcript has a single exon. Gene Ontology annotation, molecular function: beta-glucuronidase activity; carbohydrate binding. Gene Ontology annotation, biological process: carbohydrate metabolic process; glucuronoside catabolic process. Lineage: Eukaryota; Metazoa; Arthropoda; Thecostraca; Balanomorpha; Balanidae.
CUCGGGCCCGCCCACCGCGCCGUCCGUCGGUGGGUCUACACGAACACGCCGCUCUGUGCCGCCACCGUCCCAGUACGCGGCUAGACCGCGCGGCGGACGGUACGAGAGGCUCUCCUCCGCCGGGACCGCGGCGCAGCGCUGAACUACCUCCCGUCUCACCGGCGCUGGGCCAGCUCUCAGACCGUUUGCCGCCGCUCGGAGGAAGCGUUUGCCGCCGCUCGGAGGAAGCGUUUGCCGCCGCUCGGAGGAAGUGUUUGCCGCCGCUCGGAAGCAGCGUUUGCCGGCGCUCGGAAGCAGCGUUUGCCGGCUCGGAGGAAGCGUUUGCCGGCGCUCGGAGGAGUGUUUGCCGCCGCUCGGAAGCAGCGUUUGCCGCCGCUUGGAAGCAGCGUUUGCCGGCUCUCGGGUGCGGUGUUUCCGGUCCCUGACCCGCAGCGGCGAUGCGUUCCCUGACGCUGCUGCUGGCGCUGGGCGCCGCCGGGCCGCUGUGCGCCGACCCCGCGGCGCACCGGCCGGCCGGAGCGGCGCCGUUCGCCGGCCUGCCGCCGCAGGACUCCGAGUGGCGAGAGGUGCGCUCCCUGGACGGUCUGUGGCAGUUCAAACUGUGCCCCACCGACGACCCGGAGCGCGGCUUCCGCGAGCAGUGGUUCGCCGCGAUGCCGAGCGCCGAAGACCCGGAGGUGCUCGACAUGCCAGUGCCGGCCAGCUACAACGACAUCACGCAGCGGGCGGACGUGCGCGACCACCUCGGCUGGGCGUGGUACUGGAGGCAGGCGUGGGUGCCGCGCUCCUGGGCCGGCCGCCGCACAGUGCUGCGAGUCGGCAGUGCCCACUACUCCGCCGUGGUCUACGUAAACGGCGCACGGGCAGCCGAGCACAGCGGGGGUCACCUGCCGUUCGCGGCCGACGUCACCGACCUACUACUGGUCGGUCAGGCCAACCUCGUCUCCAUCGCCGUCAACAACACUCUGACCGACAUCACUGUGCCGCAGGGCCGCACCGUGCGCAAGGCCAACAGCUCCAGCUACGUCUACCCCGAGGGCUACGAGACGCUCGAGUACAACUUCGACUUCUUCAACUACGCUGGCCUGCACCGGCCCGUGCUGCUCUACACCACCGCUGACACCUUCGUCGAGGACGUUACCGUGACGACAACGCUGGCCGCUGACGGCUCGGCCGCCGUCACGUACGCCGUCACGGCGGCCACCGUGCUGGCUCAGGACGACGUCACGGUGAACGUCACGCUCACGUCUCCCGGCGGAGAGCCGGUGGGCGCGACCGGCGGCGCCCAGGGCGUGCUGACGGUGGCGCAGCCGGAGCUGUGGUGGCCCUACCUGAUGGACGCCUCGCCCGGCCGGCAAUACACGCUGAUCGUCGAGCUGCUGGCCGCCUCCGGCGCGCGGGACAUCUUCCGGCAGAGGUUCGGCAUCAGGGAGAUCACGUGGGAUGCCGACUCGGUCUCCAUCAACGGUCGUCCCGUGUACAUCCGAGGAUUCGGCAAACACGAGGACAGCGACAUCCGCGGCAAGGGCCUGGACCUGCCGCUGCUCGUCAAGGACUUCAACCUGAUCGAGUGGCUGGGCGCCAACUGCUUCCGCACGUCCCACUACCCGUACGCCGAGGAGAUCAUGGACGCGGCCGACGCGCGCGGCAUUAUGGUUAUCGACGAGACACCGGCCGUGUCGCUAGACUACUCACAGACCGCCGGCGACGACCGGCUCCUGACGGCGCACACGGAGGCGCUCUCCGGCCUGAUCGCGCGCGACAAGAACCGCCCGUCGGUGCUGAUGUGGUCGCUGAGUAACGAGGCCAAGACGGGCCAGCCGGAGGCGGUGCCUUACUACCAGACGCUGGUGGCGCUGGCGCGCGCCCAGGACGGCACACGGCCCGUGACGGCCGUGCUCAACACCUACCCUGACACGGAACUGGUGGCGCCGCUGCUGGACGUGAUCCUUGUGAACCGCUACUUCGGCUGGUACUCGGACACCGGACACUCCGAGCUGAUCGACCUGCAGGCCCGGCACUUCCUCACCUUCUGGCGCGACACGUUCGGCAAGCCGGUGGUUCAGUCGGAGUAUGGAGCUGACACGGUGGCCGGUCUCCACCAGCAGCCCACCUUCGUCUUCACGGAGGAGUACCAGACCCAGCUGAUGGCCGCCAACUUCCGCGCCUUUGAGGCGGUGCGCGCGCAGGGCUGGUUUGUCGGGGAGAUGAUCUGGAACUUCGCCGACUUCAUGACCAAGCAGGAUACGACUCGGGUGGUGGGGAACCGGAAGGGGGUGCUGACCCGUCAGCGACAGCCCAAGAUGUCGGCGCACCUACUGCGCUCGCGCUACUGGGCGCUGGCGCAGCGCACUGACAUGCCGGAGCUGCUGCUGCCCGACGACCUCAUGUUCUCCGGCGACUUCACCGGGGUGCAGAAGAAGCAGUGCCCCGCCCGGCCGGCCGCCGGCUGGCAAACGAGCGCCGUGAAGGGCAGGUGGGAGCACAAGACCAGCACCAAACCCUGACCGGGUCGUGACGGUCAGACGCUGCUUGUGAUGUUUUAGUGCUGUUUGUGGUGUUUGUACAGUGUUUGUAUGCCGUGUGUUUGAUUGACUGAUUGCCAUAGUUACAAUGGGACGGUUGUUAAUUUUGUUAUGUACUUCUUUGCCGACUCUCUUCGGCAUUACGAUUUGGUCAGAGCUGAGCCGCUUUCAUCUUAUGUGAUUUGUUCGCUGUGUUUUAAAAUAUACACUACUGAUAGCGGUC